Molecule: messenger RNA, 576 nt
Organism: Salvia splendens (bonfire salvia)
Lineage: Eukaryota; Viridiplantae; Streptophyta; Magnoliopsida; Lamiales; Lamiaceae
Exons: 3
Coding region: 1-576 (191 amino acids)
Molecular function (GO): nucleic acid binding
Source: RefSeq, a predicted model, not a curated record
AUGUUCAUGUGUGCAGUUUGUAGGCCAUUGUUUGGUGUUAAUGGUGAAGUCUUGCUUGAUGGAAAAAUUGGAAUUUUUCCAUUUACCAAACAAGUUCCAGCCAAAAGGUCAAGUAAAAAUAGAAAGGCAGACACUUUGGAGACAAAACCCAUAGAGAGUAUCACAAAAGAUGUGACCAGGGAUUGCUUGAUCAAUAAGAUAUUGCCUCCCAUCAUAGCCAAGUGGCCAGAUGGGGCAACUAAAGUUCUCAAGAUACAACAAGACAACGCAAGACCACACAUCAAAGACAAUGAUCCAGCUUUCAAAGAAGCUGCACAACAAAGUGGUUUCUCAAUAUCACUUGUGCAACAACCACCUAACUUACCUGACACUAAUGUCAAUGAUUUAGGUUGUUUUAUGGAAAUCAUGAAAGUCCAGGGUCAUAAUAGCUACAAGCUGCCCCACAUAGGGAAAGCACAUUUAAGGAGGACAAAUCAACUUCCAAUGGAUCUAGAAGUUCCAGUGGAGCUGGCUAUGCAAGCAAUUGCUUAUCUGCGGGACCAGGGGAGCAACCAGAGAUUGGAGAUGAUUGAUUAG